This is a messenger RNA of Coffea eugenioides, 2458 nucleotides long. RefSeq lists its product as uncharacterized. NCBI's taxonomy places the organism in Eukaryota, Viridiplantae, Streptophyta, Magnoliopsida, Gentianales, Rubiaceae. Bases 203 to 2059 code for a protein of 618 amino acids. The transcript is spliced from 14 exons. The record is from RefSeq and is a predicted model, not a curated record.
CGUCUUUCGUUCUCCUCCACCGUCAUUCACUUCACUCACCAGACAGACCUCCCAACUCCUCCGUCCUGGCUGAGCAGCUGCCACGUCAUCCCCCUCCCACCGCCGGAGAUACCAACGCAACGCUGAUACACUCUGUUGGAGAAGCUGAAUCAGGCUCUUUUGCUGGUGCCACAAAGUUAGAAGUUUUACGUGUUAUGACAAAAUGUGUGCUGCUGCUGCUGCGACUUCCUCAUUCGCACCUGCUCGCACUCUUGGGUUUGGCAUCGACGUCGGUGCAAGACAGGAAAUCAGAACUUCAUCUCAAUUCAAACUAGGCCACCUUUCUCUUUACUACUCAACUGCAACAAGGUGUGGUAGUUGGAAUGUUGCAGCUCACAGACGCUCUGGCCUGUUGGUUAUUUGUGGGGAUGGAUCUAACAGUGGAAAGAUAACGAAUGAGAAGAAGAAGAAGAAGAAGAGAAAGAAGUUGAUUAAUACAGAUACGAAGGAAGUUGAUAAAGUGGAUGUCCCUGAGUUACAAGUAUCCCAGCAAGAGCCAUCUUCCUCAGUGUCAGUAAUGAAGACGCUGGAUGAUGUUAACCCAAUUGGGUUGGGCAGGCGUUCACGGCAGAUCUUUGAUGAGGUGUGGCGUAAAUUCUCUGGAUUGGGACAGAUCUCUAGGACCACCCGCACCAAUGAUGAGAUGAGUCUUCUUAUUGGCGAGAGUGGUCCAAUGUGUGAGUUUGCCAUUCCUGGUGCUCAGAAUACCACUGUCCUUGUCGUUGGUGCCACCAGUCGAGUUGGUCGCAUAGUUGUCCGCAAGCUCAUGUUGAGGGGAUACACUGUCAAGGCUCUAGUCCGGAAAGCCGAUAAGGAUGUGCUGAAUAUGCUGCCAACUUCUGUUGAAAUAGUCACAGGGGAUGUUGGUGAUCCUUCUAGUCUCAAGACUGCUGUAGAAGGUUGUAACAAAAUUAUCUUUUGCGCUACAGCUCGUUCCUCAAUCACUGGGGAUCUGAACAGGGUCGAUAAUGAAGGAGUUUACAAUAUUGCCAAGGCAUUUCAGGACUACAAUAAUGAACUAGCUCAACUACGAGCAGGAAAAAGCAGCAAAAGCAAGCUGCUAAUUGCAAAGUUCAAGUCUGCUGAUUCACUGGAGGGGUGGGAAGUUCGUCAAGGGACAUACUUCCAAGAUGUUAUUGCUUCUAAAUAUGAUGGAGGGAUGGAUGCAAAAUUUGAGUACACAGAGAAUGGAGCUGCAAUUUUUUCAGGGUAUGUCUUCACCCGAGGUGGCUAUGUGGAGUUGGUAAAGAAGCUUUCACUUCCUCUGGGUUCCACACUUGACAGGUAUGAGGGUCUAGUACUAUCUGUCGGUGGAAAUGGGCGGUCUUAUAUAUUUAUCCUUGAAGCUGGUCCAUCUGCAGACACAACUCAAAGCAAAAUAUAUUUUGCAAGAAUCAGCACAAAAGCUGGAUUUUGCAGGGUGAGAGUGCCAUUUUCAUCCUUUCGACCAGCGAAACCAGAUGAUCCACCAUUGGAUCCAUUUCUUGUACAUACUUUAAUCAUACGUUUUGAACCAAGAAGACAGCAGAAACCUGUUGAGAGCCCUAAUGGAGUGAAGCAAGACUUAAGAAGUUUUAAACUAAUGUUGGAGUACAUCAAAGCUUUGCCUACUGGACAAGAGACGGAUUUUGUCUUGGUUUCAUGUACUGGAUCAGGAAUGGAACCCAACAGAAGGGAGCAGGUCUUGAGAGCUAAGAAGGCAGGAGAAGAUUCACUGAGAAGAUCAGGCCUUGGGUACACUAUUAUUCGUCCGGGUCCUCUGAUGGAAGAACCAGGUGGGCAGCGGGCUCUCAUUUUUGACCAGGGAAACAGGAUAUCUCAGGGAAUAAGCUGUGCUGAUGUGGCCGAUAUUUGUGUCAAGGCAUUGCAUGAUUCAACUGCAAGGAACAAGAGCUUUGAUGUCUGUUAUGAGUAUGUGGCUGAGCCUGGGAAACAACUAUACGAAUUGGUUGCACAUUUACCUGACAAAGCAAAUAACUAUUUGACACCAGCACUUUCGGUUCUAGAGAAGAACACAUAAAAAGCUCGAUUCAUUAAAGAAGAACACAUAACACCUUGAUUUCAGUAUACAAGUUCGAUAGAAACCACACACUCUUUAGGCAAGGAACUGCAGUUUGUUUGUAAAGAGAAAUUGCACGUCUCUUAUGUUGGGAAAUUUUUGUGUACGUGUAGUUCGUUCCUUUUUUCUUUUUUUUUGGUUGACAAAGGAACUCGCAGCUGCUACUCGAGAGUGCGCACUCGGUAAAUCCCGCCCCCAAUGCAAUGGACCGCCAACUCAUGCAUUUCGUUCCUGUUGGCAACUUCUACAUGUGAUUGAAGACAGCAUCAAGGUAUUUAUUUGAACUGCAAAAAUCAUUCGCCUCCUUAACAUUUAACAUUCAAUUCAAUUGACUGUGUAUAGAAAAUUUGGUUGGAGCCA